Molecule: messenger RNA, 2241 nt
Organism: Physella acuta
Lineage: Eukaryota; Metazoa; Mollusca; Gastropoda; Physidae
Product: putative per-hexamer repeat protein 5
Source: RefSeq, a predicted model, not a curated record
AUGACCGAUAACAAACUUUUACUUCGUGUGCUGUAUGACCGCCUGGGUGUCAGGGACGUCGCGGGAGUGACUGGUUACACUACCGUAGAAAACAACGAAACGGUUGGCCAAGAAAUAUCAACUGAUGCAACAUCAGGAACUACAGAUCCACCAGAAGAUACCACUUCAGAUCAACAAACGAAAGAGAUACCUACAGGAUCUACGACAGAAACAGGAACUACGACAGACACAGGAACUACGACAGACACAGGAACUACGACAGACACAGGAACUACGACAGACACAGGAACUACGACAGACACAGGAACUACGACAGACAAAGGAACUACGACAGACACAGGAACUACGACAGACACACCUACAGAAACUACGACAGACACAGGAACUACGACAGACACAGGAACUACAACAGACACAGGAACUACAACAGACACACCUACAGAAACUACGACAGACACAGGAACUACAACAGACACACCUACAGAAACUACGACAGACACAGGAACUACAACAGACACAGGAUCUACGACAGACACAGGAACUACGACAGACACAGGAACUACGACAGACACAGGAACUACAACAGACACAGGAACUACGACAGACACAGGAACUACGACAGACACAGGAACUACAACAGACACAGGAACUACGACAGACACAGGAACUACAACAGACACACCUACAGAAACUACGACAGACACAGGAACUACGACAGACACAGGAACUACGACAGACACAGGAACUACAACAGACACAGGAACUACGACAGACACAGGAACUACGACAGACACAGGAACUACAACAGACACACCUACAGAAACUACGACAGACACAGGAUCUACGACAGACACAGGAACUACGACAGACACUGGAACUACGACAGACACAGGAACUACAACAGACACACCUACAUAUACUACGACAGACACAGGAACUACAACAGACACACCUACAGAUACUACGACAGACACAGGAACUACGACAGACACACCUACAGAUACUACAACAGACACGGGAACUACGACAGACAUGGGAACUACAACAGACACACCUACAGAUACUACGACAGACACAGGAACUACAACAGACACAGGAACUACGACAGACACAGGAACUACAACAGACACACCUACAGAAACUACGACAGACACAGGAUCUACGACAGACACAGGAACUACGACAGACACAGGAACUACGACAGACACAGGAACUACAACAGGCACACCUACAGAUACUACGACAGACACGGGAACUACAACAGACACACCUACAGAUACUACGACAGACACAGGAACUACAACAGACACACCUACAUAUACUACGACAGACACAGGAACUACAACAGACACACCUACAGAUACUACGACAGACACAGGAACUACGACAGACACACCUACAGAUACUACAACAGACACGGGAACUACGACAGACAUGGGAACUACAACAGACACACCUACAGAUACUACGACAGACACAGGAACUACAACAGACACAGGAACUACGACAGACACUGGAACUACAACAGACACAGAAACUACGACAGACACACCUACGGGAACUACAAAAGACACACCAACAGGAACUACGACAGACACAGGAACUACGACAAAUACACCUACAUCAUCACAAGUUUUAACCAGUUCAACCCCACAACCAACACAAAAUAACUCUGACAAGUCUUUGAACAUAACUCUCACCUUCAACUACACUGCAAGCAAUGAAAGCUUUAACGAACACAGUGAUUUGUGGAAUGAAACGCUAAAAUUGCUAAGAGAUUCAUUUGUCAAUGUUCAAGGCGUUAUACGAGUAGAAUUACUAAAUAUAAGUUUAGGCAGCAUCAUUGCAGAAUUUCGAUUGGUAAUGAAUACAACAACUGCCAAAGAUAUCAAAGACGCACUUACUAGAAUUUACAACACAUUUUUUACGUUAGGAAAUCAAACUGUUUCUGUAACGAGUGUUGAAAUAAAUGGAAAAAACUGGGACACAAACAGCACUCUCUGUGAUAUCAAAGACGCUUUCGAUAAGUGCCCAAGUGAUCAAAUAUGUGUAGAUAGUGAUGGCACUUGCACAUCACACAGAUCUGAUAAUGACAACACAAACCUGAUUAUCGGCCUUGCAGUGGGUAUCCCUAUGUUUUUCCUGCUGACUGCCAUCAUAGCCGUCUGUGUGUACAUGCAUGUUAAGAGAAGGAACAAAGGUUACCUAGACAAGUACUCGGAGUACAGUAACGACGAGUAA